Hymenoscyphus albidus is the source of this 948-nucleotide messenger RNA. The record is from the annotation of a GenBank genome assembly. NCBI's taxonomy places the organism in Eukaryota, Fungi, Ascomycota, Leotiomycetes, Helotiales, Helotiaceae.
AUGGCCUCUCAAGACCAAGCUCACGACUUUGAAGGGCUAUUUACAGAGGAGGAGUAUGUGAACACUCCUCCCCAGCCCCAGACUGCCAAUAUUUCUGUGGGACGUCGUCCUGGGCCUCAACCGUCAGCAACCGUUGAUCUAAACUGCGCCCUACGAACCAUCAUGGAGGCAGAAAAGCGGAGAACAAUCCAUAUUCUCAACAGAAAUCCAGGCGACCUGAUCAAGGAGCCAACAUCCACCGACCCAGCAAUGGAAAUGGCCUACAUCGCACAACUGGGUAUCAUGAACGCUGAUGAUUUGCAACUGGAGGGUGACAUCAGCCACUAUCUCAAAGAAAGAUCUGAAAUAGGCACCAACCUUCAGCCUCAAGUCCUUGUUUUCCCCGAUGGCUCCCCUGCAAGAUAUACUUGCAGACCCCAUGGCCUGGACGUACACAUGUUGGCUCCUGAAGUAUUCAAGGCUUUCAAGGACCAACACGAUGAGCGCAGCAGAAACCUCGAAUCAGAAUACGAAACUCGGUUGGGACAUUUGAAUGUCGCCCGCAAGAAUCUAAAUAUGCCUCUCCUAGCAAGAAAGGACCUCACUCAUCCCAUAAACUCCUGGUUUGCGGCCGCGAGCGCAGAUUCCCGGGCACAGCUUCUGAGCGACUACUUGGAGCUCCUGAGAGAUGCACAAAUAUCUUUCAUCACAUACAUUGUCUGCCCAAAUUGUCAGCGCCAUCAUUUCGAUCUCAAAACGCUCCAACAAUGGGAGAUGCUGAAGAAUGCCUGGACUGUUUCGACGACCGACGUCGGAGAUGGUUUUGAAGGAGCGGAGAUUUUCGCCAACUCGAUUACAGUCGACAAUUGUAAGCGGAAGCUCCUUCGUCUUGCGGGGAGACACAUCUCGGCUGUCGACGGAACUCGAUGCCGUCGUGCCCAAGCAGGUAGGGGUUAUUACCUGUUGUAA